Molecule: messenger RNA, 1065 nt
Organism: Entamoeba invadens IP1
Lineage: Eukaryota; Evosea; Mastigamoebida; Endamoebidae
Exons: 2
Coding region: 1-1065 (354 amino acids)
Molecular function (GO): protein binding
Source: RefSeq, a predicted model, not a curated record
AUGAGUGAGAGGUUUAAAUUAUUCUCUCUUCCCGAGCCAAUUCUAGAGGCGAUUUUUUUGAAUUUGACAAAUCAAGAUUUCAACAAUUUGCUCUUAGCUUACCCGAACUCGAUAAACGACCGAACGUUAUAUCUCCGAUUAAAAAAAAUUCUUGGGAUUGAGAAAGUGAUAGUGGAGAAACGUCUUCAAAACCGUGGGUUCAAAUUCCUCAUUCCAAAAAUGAUCUACCUCGAAGCUCCACAAACGAUCAUCCCAAACACGACAGACAACAAGUCCCUAGUAAGAAAUGCUCUCUGGUUCAGUCCAUUGACUAUGAAUGAGAUGGAAAAUUAUACACAUGUAGCGAGACACCCUUUUGGACCAGGUCCGAAUUAUGGUGCUUUUGUCAACUAUGAAGGUGAGACUAUAAUCAUCUCUAGAAAUGUGUUUUACUUUGAAGUCACAUUCGACAAGAUCGAGCCGUCGGUGCAGUAUGUCUUUGGUAUUGGGUUAGCUCCUCAGUCUUAUCCCAAAAAUCGUAUGGUCGGAUGGGAUAAAGACGCCCUUGGAUAUCACUCUGAUGAUGGCAAUUUGUUUUAUAAUAGUGGUUCUGGAAAGAAUUACCACACCGGAUAUGGAGAGGGAGAUACUGUUGGCUGUGGGUUUGAUGUCAAACGGAAGGAAGUCUUUUUUACGUUGAAUGGAAAAGUCCUCCCCUCGAUUAAAGUGACACAAGAGUCAUUCUUCCCAGCCGUCUCGAUGAAGAAAACUAAAAGUUUUAAAGUCAACUUUGGAGCAGAACCAUUUGUUUAUGACGCUUACCUUUUAAAAGAUCAAGAGAUGCGAAAUGAAGAAGAGAAGUUGAAUAUCAAAGACCCUAAGACGACACUUUCAUUCUUCGACCCAAAUGAAGAACGAACAUUACUGGACUUCACUGACUCGGGGUCUCCUUUGUUUUUUGAUAGUGGAAGUGGAAGCGGAAGCGGAAUGACAGACACAGAUGAUAAUAAUGGCGGCAAUUUCUCACCAAAUGAAGAAAAUGAUGAGUCGUAUGAUAUAAGUGAUAUGGGAAGCGAUUUAUUCUAA